CUUUUCCCGGGUCAUAAUUACUACAGCCGUCAGAUGGCGCCUGUCACUCAAAUCUAACAGAUUACUGAUAUAACGACCUACAGUCAAAGAAUACAGAAGCACUAAUGUAAUCAAUUAAACAGUGUAAAUUAUUUGAUAUAGUGUCGUUUUUUUUGAUUGGACAGGCUCAUUUCUACUGUUUAUCCAACAUGGCGGCUUCCCGGGUUGAAAAUAGUUAUGUGAGCUCGAGCUCAGAUCCUCCGUCUGCUCUGAUUUACAUAAAUAACUCCAAAAUUAGGAUCAAUAACGGGUCAUUGACUGAAAAAUCGGCAAAUAUUCAGGUCAAAGUGCAGCCGGGACAUGUCCGGGUUACAGUCACGGGAUAAUGAGUCACAGUUUCACUUCAGGUUUCAUUCGGACAGACUGACACACAGUCUGAUUCAGUUGUUUUCUGCUUCGAUGAAGACGACAUGAAAAUGCAGAAUCAACAAACCAACAAGAACCAGAAGCCCGUCCUGCCUCAGGUCCGGUACCACCCGACCAUCCAGACUGGACCACCAGCAAAAACAGGAACCAGACAAACCCACAAGACCAAACCUGGAGCUCAGACUGGGAUUAAAGCAGUCCAGCAGAACCAGGAUGCUGAUCAGACUGCUCAGGCUGAUCCGGUUCCUGCAGUGAAACGCAACCAGAAACAGACAAAGAAAGCGGAUCAGAGAGCUGCUGCAGAUCCAGAUCCUCGUCCAGCAGAUCCUCCCAGACCGGAGCAGGUCCCUGUGGGUCUGGGCGUCAGGCUGGACAGGUGUGUGGUGGAGCAGGUGGAGGUUCUGACUCGCGGACAGAGCACCAACCAGGACUGGUUCACCUGGAGGAAGAACCGGAUCACAGCUUCUGUGGCUCACCGCAUCGCUCACUGCCGCUUUGUUCAGGGGAAGAGCAAAACCCCGCCCCCCUCCUACCUGGCUGCUAUCACAGGUGAGGAGCGGCGCAUCCAGACCAGAGCCAUGAGCUGGGGGGUCCAGAUGGAGGCCGAGGUGGUCCGCAGGUACCAGAAACUGAAGAGCGCAGCGUUGCGUCGCUCCGUCUCCGUUCAGGACUGCGGUUUGUUCAUCGACGCUCAGAGGCCCUGGUUGGCUGCCAGCCCCGACGGCAUCGUGACGGACAGCCGGACCAGCCAACGGCUGCUCUGCCUGGAGGUGAAGUGUCCCUACAAACACAGACAUAGACGAGUGGAGGACGCCUGCAGGGACGACCCCGCCUUCUGUCUGGAAAUACAGAACGAGAACGGACGGGAGCCUGGGACGUCUCCGGUCUACCGUCUGAAGACGUCUCACAGUUACUUCACUCAGAUUCAGUGUCAGCUGGCAGUGACGGGUCUUCAGCAGGCCGACCUCGCCGUCUUCACAUUGAAGGAGACGGCCAUCGUCCCGGUGACCUUUGACCCCGACCUGUGGGAGGAGACGGUGUCCAAGCUGCAGGUGUUUUACAGAGACGCCUUCCUGCCUCACCUGCGAAAGAAGACGCAGCCGGACGCAGUGGGAUGGACACCGGAGCUGUAGAGAGGACGUCCUGUCGACCCCUGACCUCUCUGUGGAGGGGUUACCAUGGUAACUAGCUAGUGUAGCAACACUCCCUCUCUCCUCCUGCGCAGGACGGAGUCUGACUGCAGGACAUGGUUCGGUGUUUGGAGUUUGUUCCAGGAAAACAGAAACAUCAUCUCAUGUUUAUCAUGUUACAAGAACUCGUUACUACAAAACAAAUAUUCUGUUUAACAAGAAACUUUAUUUCAUAAAAUCAACAUCUCAUUAAAACAACGUUUUCUUCUC
Messenger RNA from Thunnus maccoyii (southern bluefin tuna), 1805 nucleotides. RefSeq lists its product as uncharacterized. The transcript has 5 exons. Lineage: Eukaryota; Metazoa; Chordata; Actinopteri; Scombriformes; Scombridae. Bases 450 to 1538 code for a protein of 362 amino acids. The record is from RefSeq and is a predicted model, not a curated record.